Molecule: messenger RNA, 1575 nt
Organism: Cadophora gregata
Lineage: Eukaryota; Fungi; Ascomycota; Leotiomycetes; Helotiales; Ploettnerulaceae
Exons: 1
Coding region: 527-1492 (321 amino acids)
Source: RefSeq, a predicted model, not a curated record
UCUGCGAGGAAGUCCCGUGAAAGUCAAAUAUUCCUUUCCCUGUCUGCCCCUCCAAAUAAAGUUCUGCUUGCAUUGACAGCGGCAGCUAUUCCACAUCCAGCAAGAUGUCCGUUACGAGCUUCUGGACAUGUGGAGCUCGUCGAGCUCGAGCCCCUCGGUUCAUUUUGAUUAUCAGAAUGAUCGACAGCGUCAACAGCCCGCUUCAUAGCUGAGAAACGACACGACACAAAACAUAAACUCCUCGCAUCCCUCGGAUGACGAUCUUUUAGGAUCGUAUCAAUCUGAUAUGCAGAUUGACAGGGUCAGGUAGGAUCGCGUGGUAUAAGAUUGGAAAAGGAAGCACAACACGUUUUCGACUACCCCUCCUUUCUGCGAACCAAACGUCGAUCAAAUCCAGGAAGGCUGAAGUCUCACCUCGUACCAUCACGCAGCAGCCGUUAUACACGACAUCUGCAGCUCAGCUCGGCAUAACACCUCAAAUCCUCGACUCAAUUGCAUUUCGCUCGGUCCACAAUCAACUCACGAAAUGCCAACUUACCUCCUCCAUGGCUUCCGCUGGGAUCGCGUAAGCAUCCGCGUCCAUAUCGUAGUUCACGACCUCGAAGACGCCGCUCCAGAAUGGAUCGUCGCACCUGCAACCUCCGUCACACUCCUCAAUUCCUUCUACACACUCUUUGACUUCCUGCCGCCAUCAAAUCCGCCGCCCGCAUCAUACCCAUUGGCAUCUGCGGCCGAUAAAGUGGUAGUAGAGGAUGGUACAGACAAUGGAACGAGGACGCUGAAAGAUGCACCGACGGGCAGUAUUGGGUCGUUGAAAGAGCUGGUUAGACGACCUAUAAGUGGAACGAAAGAUAGAGAGAGAGAUUCAAACAGCGAUUCAGGGAGAGAGAAUCAGAAACAGAGACCGAUCUCCACACCCUCCACAACAGCCAAAGCAACGAUGGCGAAAUCCCCCGCAAAACCAGAUAAGAAACCUACAUUCAACGACUGGAGUGCUGUAAAAUUAGUCGAGCAAUUCGAUCCCGACGAUCUUGCGUCCGUCAGCCAGCCCCACGCAUAUGUUGCGGAUUACAUGAUCGAAGUCCCACUCGGCGUUUCCAUCACGGAGGAAAUGGCUAAAUAUGAAGCGAAGAUAAAAGAGGAGGAAGCGUCAUUGAGCUUGCCUAGCACGCCGGGGACGACAGGCGAUGGUACAAAUACUAAUACAGGUAAUGAAAAAGGGGGCUUGAGCACGCCGCCGCUGAGUGCGAGGGAGAUUAGGAGGAGGAGCAGACGCUUGGGCUGGUUUGAGAAGCUGAGAGAUGGGCUACAGAAGGGAGAGGAUAUUGGGUGGUUUGUGGUUGUCUGUGGAGAUGAGGAGAGGAAGGCACCGAGUGUUGAUAUGACUGAGGGGGAGAGCAGUGGGAGUGAGGAGUUGGAAAAGCGGCCCAGAAGUGCGGGUUUAAUAAGGGGGUUCUUUGGGAAGAGGAGAAGUGUGCAGCAAGAAGAGUAAUGGGAUGGUAAUAGCAGUCAGCUUGUUGUUUUGGCCUGCAUCUGUGAGAACGUGAAGUAGGAAUACCCAAAUAAAUACCAACU